AUGAGGAAGAUUUCUUACUUCUACGAUCAAGAGAUUGGAAAUUACAAAUACGCACCAGGUCAUCCUAUGAAACCUCAUAGAAUUCGUCUUACACACUCUCUUAUAAUGAACUACUCUGUGUUCAAGAGGCUGAAUGUUUAUUCGCCUGUUGCUGCAUCAUUUGAAGAUCUGACAAGAUUCCACUCAGAUGACUACAUUGAGUUCUUGCAGGGCAUUAGAAAAGAGAAUGCAGAUGCCAAGGAGAAGGAGCUGUCAAAGUACAAUAUGAUAGAAGAUUGUCCUGUUUUCGAGGGGGUGUAUGAAUACUGCCAGAAGAGUGCAGGGGGUUCAAUACAGGGUGCAGCCCACAUAAAUGAAGGGGUUUCAGAUGUUUCAAUUAAUUGGUCUGGUGGGCUACACCAUGCAAAGAGAAGGGAGGCCUCUGGGUUUUGUUAUGUGAAUGACAUUGUUUUAGGUAUUUUAGAGCUACUUCGGUAUAAUGAAAGGGUUAUGUACAUUGACAUAGAUGUGCACCACGGUGAUGGCGUAGAAGAAGCAUUCUAUUGCAGUGACCGAGUUAUGACUAUUUCCUUUCACAUGCAUGGAGAAUUCUUCCCUGGUACUGGCGCAGUAACAGAUGUUGGAAUUGAGAAAGGGCGUGGGUACAGCAUAAACAUUCCAUUGAAUUCUGGAAUUGAUGACAACACAUACCUUUCCAUAUUUAAACCAGUGGUGGGCGCAGCUGUUGAAAAGUUCAGACCAAAUGUUAUAGUCUUACAGUGCGGUGCCGAUUCUCUGGCGGGUGACCGAUUAGGGUGUUUUAAUUUAACGCACAAAGGCCACGGUGGCUGUGUUGAGUUUGUAAAGUCAUUGAAUAUUCCAAUUCUUGUUCUUGGUGGCGGAGGGUACACUAUUUCAAACGUAUCAAGGGCGUGGGCAUAUGAAACCGCCAUAUUAGCAGAUGUGGAUGUAGCAACAGAGCUGCCGUAUACGGAGUAUUUUGACCACUACCACCCUAAUUACACUUUAGAAAUACUUCCCAUGGCUAUGGAUAACCAGAACACAAAGCAGUAUAUAGAAAAAAUAUACGAAGAGGUUCUGGAAAACAUUAAAGGAAUUGAAGGCCGCCCUUCUGUACAAAACCUGCAAACAAUGAAAUCUCUCAUGACGGAGACAGCUGAUGAAACAAAUGAAGAGAUGUGGAGUAGGCUAAGAGAGCGUAGAAUUUUCAAAGAAAAGGACGUAGAUGAGUCAGAGCACUUUAUAGAGUACUCUUUUGAAGAUGAAACGAUCCGCUCAUCUUAGUCUUGUUUAAAUAUAAGUCAUUC
Nematocida parisii ERTm1 is the source of this 1307-nucleotide messenger RNA. Its product is annotated as histone deacetylase 1. The transcript has a single exon. NCBI's taxonomy places the organism in Eukaryota, Fungi, Microsporidia. The coding region runs from base 1 to 1284 and encodes 427 amino acids. Gene Ontology annotation, molecular function: histone deacetylase activity. The record is from RefSeq and is a predicted model, not a curated record.